Messenger RNA from Funneliformis geosporum, 243 nucleotides. NCBI's taxonomy places the organism in Eukaryota, Fungi, Glomeromycota, Glomeromycetes, Glomerales, Glomeraceae. The record is from the annotation of a GenBank genome assembly.
AUGAUCGAUAAUAACGUGAGUAACGGUUGGGCUGAAAAUAAUUCCAACAUAAUGUUUUUGAAGCUUAUAAAUGGCUUGAUGAAAAACGUUAAACGAGGUAAUUUAGUAUUAAACUGUGAGCGAAGUGAAGAACAAUAUGUUGAUACAAGGCUCGCUAAUAUGCUAAUAAAUGCUGGAGUCAAAUCAAUAAAAUUGCCGAAUUUUAAAAUUGUAGUCAAACAACACGAACAGUCAAAAUCAUGA